CUAUUAAUUAUUACCAAUUUUGGAGGAAUCUACCUUACAGAGAUGACCAAGGGAACAACAAGCUUUGGCAAGCGCCAUAAUAAGACCCAUACAAUCUGUCGCCGUUGUGGGACUUCGUCGUUCCACCUCCAGAAAUCAAAGUGCUCCCAAUGUGGCUAUCCCGAUGCCAAGUGUCGUUCCUUUAACUGGUCCCGAAAGGCCAAGGGACGUAAGGCCCAGGGAACUGGAAGGAUGCGGUACCUUAAGAAGUUGCGCCGCCGUUUCCGCAAUGGCUUGCGUGAAGGAGGUUCAUCCAAGAAGAAGUCCUAGUAAAUCCAGGAAAAGGUCUUAGAAGCGCCUAAUAAAAACCCCGAAUGAUAAACGUAAA
This is a messenger RNA of Drosophila eugracilis, 367 nucleotides long. It is a transcript of the gene RpL37-2, whose product is annotated as probable 60S ribosomal protein L37-B. The record is from RefSeq and is a predicted model, not a curated record. NCBI's taxonomy places the organism in Eukaryota, Metazoa, Arthropoda, Insecta, Diptera, Drosophilidae. Gene Ontology annotation, biological process: translation. The coding region runs from base 43 to 309 and encodes 88 amino acids. Gene Ontology annotation, molecular function: structural constituent of ribosome; RNA binding. Gene Ontology annotation, cellular component: ribosome; cytosolic large ribosomal subunit. The transcript has a single exon.